Kwoniella botswanensis is the source of this 1686-nucleotide messenger RNA. RefSeq lists its product as uncharacterized. The record is from RefSeq and is a predicted model, not a curated record. Bases 1 to 1686 code for a protein of 561 amino acids. Lineage: Eukaryota; Fungi; Basidiomycota; Tremellomycetes; Tremellales; Cryptococcaceae. The transcript is spliced from 5 exons.
AUGGACUACCAAUACCAUCAAGAGGGGUGGGGACCAUUACAACAGCCCUUCAAUACAUUCCCCUUAUACUCAUCAUUCCGAGACACGAAUAUCAGCGACAAUGAAGGAAUCGGAUCGAGCGCUUCUCUCGUGCACAGUGAUCAUGAAGGCUUUUCGCAACUUCCAGCAUAUCCCAUUUCAACCAUAGCUCACCACAUCAAUUCGGGUAUCGAUCUCUAUCAGCCUCGAUAUGUACCACCUCUUACCGAGAUCCCUCAAACUCCUGUGCAUUCCUAUAUUCCGGCCAUACCUCCUUCUAUCAGUCCCAGAGAUAUCCAUAUCCCGCGAUAUACUGGAUUGGAGGUAGCCAUACCUGACUCCAGCUUUUUACCGGAUUCUGCUGCGUCACCGCUCUUCACGUAUGCCAAGAAGAAGGAUGAACAAUCCAUUCAGGCGGAUACCGAUACAGAGUCAGAAUCGGAUUCGGAUUAUGGCUUUGGUACAAUCCGGGAAGUCAGCAGAAAUUUGUUGAACGAUCUCACCUCAAUAAACUCCUCAAUCUCUCAAACUCCCUGUGAUAACCAGACAGUUCAGACAGAUAUCGUUAAUUCACACCCUGUUUCAGCCAACCCUGGUAUUAUCUCGGCCGAGGGAUCAUCGGUACCACCUUCUCCCAUUGUAUCUCCCGCUUUGGUCAAUCCCCCAUUGGUCGACGUCAACAACAAGAAGGAUCCGGUCAAGAAGAGGAAGGGGAAGUUGACUCUCAACAGGAAGAAGGAAAUUGCGGUUGCGCAGACACCGGGAUGUAAGAAAGCUAGUUCCGGACGACAAGUCCUGCUCGCCAAGAAAGCUAAACCCGGCAGAAGACCAAGACCCAUGAAGCCUGUGGGUGGGAAGAAGAGCAGUGCCAAUGUAGGAAAGAGUAAGGUGAAGACUGUCACCAAAGCCGCUGCUGCACCUGAGUCCGAUUCCCUCAUCAGCUUUCACCAGUCAUCUAUGACCAAUGACGAUGCCCCAAAAAGCAUAUGGAAUUCAUCGUCCUCAUCAUCAAGGUCUAAGAAAAGUAUCAAGCUAGCUGCCGCAAGCAAACCAAGGCGCUCAUCCAGUGGAAUAAUCUCUUCUCCCAAAUCCGGCAAAAGGAAAUUGCCACCUCAAUUGUCUUCUAAAGUUCAACCAAAGGAGGUUAUCGGCUUAGGUGAAGAAGAUCACCUUUCACCAAUUCCACCUUCACCUGCAUUCGUUGCCGAUUGCUCCGACGGUGAGGAUGAUGACUAUUGUCCGUCACCCUUCGCUGCAGAAACAGAUGAUGAGCUGGAUUAUGAUUCGCCUCCGCCGUCAGCUACUAGGAGAAAGAGAGCUAGAUCACAGGAAGAAGACGAUGAGGAAUGGACUAUGGGAAAGAAGAGCAAUGGGAAGAAGAAGGUGAAGGAGUCGACCGAGGUGGUAGAGUCGAUAGGAGAGGCACCCCCAAAAGAAAGACAAUUGAAUAAAACUAGAAAUCGGUUUUAUCAUCCAGGUCGACAAGAACAAAACGUACGUGCCCAAUCGAAGUAUCGAAAUAAGAUCAAAGCUAGGAGCGAUCUGGUUCUUGAAUUCGCUCAAGAAAUCUUCCCCAAGGUCCGUAAAACUCCGAGCGCAAAGAAGCUCUUGGCGAAAUUGAGAGACCUCGAUCACGCUUUCGCUACAGAAAAGUUCGGGCAGCUUUAG